Molecule: messenger RNA, 1713 nt
Organism: Linnemannia hyalina
Lineage: Eukaryota; Fungi; Mortierellomycota; Mortierellomycetes; Mortierellales; Mortierellaceae
Source: the annotation of a GenBank genome assembly
AUGUCUAUUUCAGAGAAACAGACGACCAUUCAGAUGAAUGACGACAAGCGCCAUCAUCACUACGACGACCACCCUGACCACCAGGAGCUCGACAUCCACGAGGAGAACCAAGAAGAGGAAUACGAGGAGGAGGAGGAAGAGUACACCGGCCGCUUCCCCUUCUACAACACCCACAGAUCACUCAUCAACCACAUCAUCACCUUUCUCAUCAUCACCGGUCUUUUCAUCCCCGCCGUCAUCCUCCGCAAGGAGGGCAACAUCCUUGUUCUCUCUCUUUUGUAUGCCGCUGUUGUUUGGUGGUUGCUUCUCCAGCACCUCCCCGUUGGAUCAGUUUCGGGCCCCAUUUCUUUUGUCUGGAACGGUGGUGCCCAUGCCAUUGAGAUGUUGCCCCCUUUGCUUGUCAAGAUUAUUGGAUAUGGUGUCCCUCCCCUGGCAUUGAUCUUAACUGCAGCCUUGAGAGCCGAUGACGUUCAUGGUACCCGUGCCCAGCGUCUUAUCUCAUGCUUGGGUCUUGUUGUUCUUUUGUGCAUUACCAUUGCCUGUUCCAAGAAACGCUCGGCCAUCUCGUGGAAGAUCGUCUGGACCGGCAUCUUCAUGCAGUACAUCCUCGGACUCUUGAUCAUCCGCUGGUCCGUCGGGUACGAUAUCUUCCAGUUCAUCGCCCAGCAGGCAGAGUCCUUCCUCGGCUACGCCGCCCAGGGUCGCGAGUUCAUCUUCGGCGUCAACUCCGCCACCUUCCACGGCGAGACCAUCCCCUUUGCCAGCUCCUUUGCCAUCUCCGUCCUCCCAGCUAUCAUCCUCUUCGCCGCCGUCAUCCAGUGCCUCUACUACUACAACAUUGUCCAGUCCGUCGUCGCUGGAAUGGCUAAAGUCGUCAUCCACAUCAUCGACAUCUCUGGUGUCGAGUGUGUUGCCGCCUGCGCUGCUCCCUUCGUCGGAAUGUCUGAGGCCUCGAUGUUGGUCGGUCCCUUUGUCUCUGAGAUGACUGAGGCCGAGUUGCACCAAGUCUUGACCUCUGGUUUCGCCACCAUUUCUGGAUCCGUCUUCUUGGGCCUCUUGACCUUCAACGCCGAUGCCACCGCCCUCUUGACCUGCUGCAUGAUGUCAGUUCCCUGUGCCAUUGUUAUCUCCAAGAUCCGCUUCCCCGAGGAGGAGGUCCCCCUGACCAAGGGAACCGCUGUCGCCCCGGCCUACAAGGACCGCGAGUCGAACGCUAUCCACGCCAUCUCCAACGGAGCCAUUUUUGGUAUCAAACUCUGCAUUGUCAUCAUUGCCGUCUUGUUGGCUGUCAUCUCCCUCCUCGGUCUCGCCAACGGUUUCUUGGGCUGGAUCUUCGAUUUCUAUGGUGUUGAUAUCUCGAUCGAGAAGAUUGCCUCCUGGAUCCUGUACCCCUUGGCCUGGUUGAUCGGUAUCCCCACUGUCGACUUGACUGACGCUGCGGAGGCCAUGGGCAUCAAGUUCAUCUUGAACGAGUUUGCUGCUUUCGCCAUGUUCACCGGCAAGGUUGCCACCCUCCAGCCCCGUACUGCCCUCUUGACCACCUAUGCCAUGGCUUCCUUUGCUAACAUUGGUUCCAUCGGUACCCAGAUCUCGUUGUUUUUGACUUUGGCUCCCGAUCGUGCUGAUGCCAUUGCCCGUCUUUCUUUGUCUGCUUGCUUGUGCGGAUCGGUUUCGACCUUAAUCUCUGCCUGCAUUGCUGGUAUUGUCUCGUAA